AUCUGAAACUAAAUACUUAAAGAAAUAAUUGAGAAAAAUUGUACAACAUGUCGCUGGUGAACACCUUGACCGACAUUGCCCUCGAGCAUCCUGUGAUGCAAGCGGUCAUCUCCUACGUUUCGGAACUACUGCACUCCAUUGGAAAGGCCACAGAGCAGGGAGAGGUGGGCUCGGUCGUCUCGAAGUACGUCUUGUCGGAUGUCACGCUCAACAGCCUGUUCGGCAGCAGCUAUCACUUUAUCCGUUUGGCUGGCCUGAGCGGCACAUCGGCCAUUUUGCUGGGUGCCUACUGCGGCAGCGUGCUGGAGGGUAUCAAGGAUCCCCUGGAGCAUAUACGCCUGGUGGGAUAUGCUGAAGGGGCCAGUCGCAUCCACUUUCUGCAUGCGUUCGCUAUGAUGGCCAUGCCCCUGGCCCACAAUCCCGUACUCACGGGCACUCUGAUGACCACUGGGACGCUGAUCUACAGCGGCUCCUUGUACUAUUGCGCCCUGACACGCAAGCGACGCACGCGUAUUUACCCCACCAUCGGAGGGUUCGUCCUGAUAGCAGCUUGGAUGUCGCUGCUCAUGUAGGAUGAUGGACUAACGAUGCAGCGCGAAGGGGAUAGCAGAAGACUAUAAGGACACACAAUAAAUACACGCCAAUACAUACGCCAUAGCACCCCCAACACUUACAUUACAUAUUUUAAAUCUUUAGAAUCCAUUUUUUUGUCGCUGCAGUUCCUCAAAGAAACUGGCACAAGGUGGCAGCACAGGUCGGCUUGCUCACUGACACAGGCUGGCGGCUAUUCUAUACUUCAAGUUGAAUUUGAAUUUAAA
This is a messenger RNA of Drosophila subobscura, 818 nucleotides long. Its product is annotated as transmembrane protein 256 homolog. The transcript has 2 exons. The record is from RefSeq and is a predicted model, not a curated record. The coding region runs from base 48 to 572 and encodes 174 amino acids. NCBI's taxonomy places the organism in Eukaryota, Metazoa, Arthropoda, Insecta, Diptera, Drosophilidae.